Cantharellus anzutake is the source of this 1041-nucleotide messenger RNA. RefSeq lists its product as uncharacterized. The coding region runs from base 453 to 1001 and encodes 182 amino acids. The record is from RefSeq and is a predicted model, not a curated record. Lineage: Eukaryota; Fungi; Basidiomycota; Agaricomycetes; Cantharellales; Hydnaceae. The transcript has a single exon.
CGCGAGUUGUAGCCGCUGAGUAGCGUGUCUGGAAUCCGCUCAUUACGAGGGAAGGUCCGAACUCCAUGUGUUCGUGUGGAAUACCUUUCUCUCGCGCAGAUCUUUCCACACUCAACGAGGAACACCGAUCUUGCCUUUUCCUCCGCCGGCGAAGAUGGCUUCUCCGUUCCCACCAGGAGUGCAUGGAAUGCCUCUAGCUAAUGUGAUCUGACAGUUCAUACGACUCGAGCGAAUCAUGGGUUACCGCUUCCUGCUGAUCAGUUUCCCAGAGAUAUCAUAAAGCACAGCGCGAAAGCACCAGGUCUUACCCAACCAAAUUAAUUCCUUCAGCACACGAUAUCAUUGGGGCGGCGCCUACAACACCGCCCGGCGCGAACCACCCCUAGAAUUAGGUUGCAGUGUGGAAGAUUCACUCAUAGGCAGCUGCAUCAUUGCAUUCCUCCAGCAUUAUCAUGUUCCACUCGGGUUUGCUUCCUUCGCGAUCUGCCCCUAGAUAUGGCCUGAUGCGCCAUUUUGAUGGGCGCGCUUUGCCGCAACCGGAACUAGAACCCCCGAGCGCGUUAUGUGUGCUCCGCGCACGAUCCUGUGUGGUGGCCUUAAUCAGCAUGUCCGUUGUGACUGGGACCCCGCGGAGUAGCGCUGAAGGACUGGCUGCCGAUAGGAGUCCUUCCUAUUCCAGCUCCAUUCACCAGGAAUCACUUCUGUGGUUCUUGAUCCUUUCUCGUUUUCAAAUCAGUGUGGUUGUGGCGCGAUCGCGUUUGCACAUCAAUUCAAUUGGUUUACUAUUAUGCACUGCUGACGAAUCUUUGAUUCUAAAUAGCAUGGCCUGGGAGGUCACAACCAAUGGUUUUACCUUUUCCCUCUGUUGCGUACUCAUGUCAUUAUUGUUGGCUUCUAUAUUCUAUUGCGCGAGGAUCCAUUAUCCAGGUUGCUGUUAUAUCUUCCAGUGGCCAACUCAAUUUGGGGUGUUCUGCUUGAGUGGAGCUUUCAUGAGCGAAUGAAUAACAGGGCAUAACCAGUUCUGUAAUUGGAAUAGCAGCA